Dicentrarchus labrax (European seabass) is the source of this 988-nucleotide messenger RNA. Its product is annotated as small integral membrane protein 4. Lineage: Eukaryota; Metazoa; Chordata; Actinopteri; Moronidae. The transcript has 2 exons. The record is from RefSeq and is a predicted model, not a curated record. The coding region runs from base 144 to 389 and encodes 81 amino acids.
UCUCUCUCUCUCCCAUUGCUGUCAUAACGUUACUAAAGGACAUGUAAGGUCCACGCUAUCCUUGAAACAGCCCCACCGCCAGAGUUUACCCCCCCACACUUACAGUUUACCGACACACGGCGUCUGUAACGUUGUUAGCCAGCAUGUUUAAAAGGAGUAAUACCGUAAAGUAUGUCCUGGACCUGGUUCCGGGUAAAAGUCGUCUCGGGACGUACAGGUUCCUUCCCAUCUUCUUUUGCAUCGGAGGUGUCAUGGAGUGGAUCAUGAUCAACGUGAGGAUAGGAAAAGAGACUUUCUACGAUGUCUACCGGAGAAAACAAUCAGAGCGGGAGUACGAGCAGAAGAUAGCAGAUGGUUUGAUGGUUCGUAAUGAGCCGGCAGCCAAGUGAACGUGGUCGGGUUUAAUGUGGACUUCACAUGUGUCGUCUAAGGACACAUUCCUGGACUCCUAAUUGUUUCCAACAGGCUGGAACGGACUUUAUAGCAUAUUACUGGGUUACAACAACUAUGUCACCGUUAGGAAUGUAAUUAAGAGUGAAAGGCUGAUGGAGAAAUCACUUCCAACAUGCAGGUUUUAUUGUUAAUAUGAUCUUCAGUUUAAGAAACAUUAGCAGUAAUGAUGCCACUAGUGUGAAAUCAAAUGUAACAAUGAAAUAAUGAAAUAAUAUACAUAUCAACAAUGUCUUAUAUUAUAGUCUAUGUUGAUGUGUUUAAAAAUGUUGCAUAGCACCUGCCAAGACAAAACAAUCUCAGCUCAAUGUAACAAAUGAAAAAAUACAAAAAAAGAGUCUUUGUUUGUAGAGACAUCUUGGAUGAUUUUACACAGAUGUGUUUAAUACUGGCAGAGAGCAUUUAAAAAGAAACAAAAAAAAGCUCUUUCUUCUGCUUGUCUGCCUUUCUGUUCUGUAACUAUAUAAUUCCUGUGUAAUUAUAAAAACUGUUCUCGAACUGUACGGUAGAUUUGAGUAUAUAAAAUGUAACUUAAGAA